GUGGCGGCCUGUCACUGUCCAAUGGAGCCUGGAACUGCCGGUGACAACGGAGACCGAAUCAAGCAGGUUAAAUCAAUGGACUCCAAAGGGCCAUAUGUUGAGAAGAGAGGACCGUAUUUGAUGAGUAAAGGGCCUUCGAUUCAAGCCAAACUGCAGAGGCAGCGUGAUCUGGCACGGGCAGCAUUGCGUAAGAAGGGCAUGCUAGGAGUACCUGGAAAAGGGAAGGCUGAAACCAAAAGGACAGUAAAGUUUAAUAAAGGAUAUGCAGCUCUCAGCCAGGCUUUUGAUGAGACCCUUGUGUCCCUGGAUUCAGACAGUGAUGCAGAACUGGAAUCAAAAUGCUCCUCUGGAUAUUCUUCAGCAGAGCAGGUUUCCCAGGACCUUAGUAGACAACUGUUACAGGAUGGGUAUCGCCUGGAUGAGAUUCCAGAUGAUGAGGACCUGGAUUUAAUUCCUCCAAAGCCUAUGCGUUCUGUAUCAUGCCCUUGCUGUCUAGGAGAGACCUCGUCCUGUAGCAUCCAGUGAUGAAGGUGGAGGGGCUUGCACUGCUCUGAUCCUGCCGAUAACCUUCAUUGCAUAUGUUGAAGAGGUAGCCUGCGUGUGAGGGUAUAUAUGAUGAUGACCAGAUGUACCUCCUAUGGAACAUGGCUGUCCUCAUCAUGUAUGACAAGACACCAAAGAAGAUCUCAAAGUUACUGAGAACUCCUGGUUUUUCUCCAGGUUUCCAUGUUGUAUACUAUGACUUGAAGGAAAAUGUUAAUCAAUGUGUCCGCAGCUGCUUUUGUGCGAGGACACAGAGACUUGGACACUAAUGUUAAAGGGUUAUGUAUGUUUCAUUGUAUAUAGAAAAGUGUGAUCACAGAACCUGCUGGGAAGGUCUCUUGUGACAUAAAGUGGAAGGAGGUCUGUGCGUGUCUGUUUACAAUCGCACACAAUCUAUGCCUAACUUUAGAAGCUGGCAUAAUUUUGCAAGUAUCUAUUGUAUUGCACAAGUGGGUCAGGUAAAGGGAACAACUUUCAAUAGAUUGGGCUGCAUAUCAAUUCCGAGACCUUACUAAUUGUUACAGGUUAUAGUGAAGCCAUCUUUUCAAACUGAAAAAAUAGGCUUUUUAGUUCUACAUAUUAUUUUGAUAAAUUAAAAGAUACUGCUUUA
Bombina bombina (fire-bellied toad) is the source of this 1153-nucleotide messenger RNA. RefSeq names its product protein FAM219B-like. The transcript is spliced from 6 exons. NCBI's taxonomy places the organism in Eukaryota, Metazoa, Chordata, Amphibia, Anura, Bombinatoridae. Bases 22 to 525 code for a protein of 167 amino acids. The record is from RefSeq and is a predicted model, not a curated record.